CACAGUUUUGCUCCGUUCACAUCGAAGUUUAAAGUUUUUACAAAAGUUAAAGGAUAAUGAAGUACUAAGCCGGAUAAAGAAUAGUUUGUCCUAAAUUACAUGCGUCCGUUGUUUUUUUUUUAAAUCGACCUCAUGUUUUUGUUUUUGUGAGACAGUAAAGGCACGAAGAGGAUAAGUCACCAUUGUUCGAACUGGAUCGCCUAACGCUUCCCAGAUUUCCUGCUCCUGUGUGGAAGACUUACCGAGGGCCGCUGACCAGAUUGAGGUGCAGUGACGCAAAUCACACAGUAUUCGAAUGCAGCCGUGUGGACUGAUGCUCAGGACUCUGCAGCUCUGUCUAACACUCAUGGGGUUACCUCUCCCUGUCAGCAUCCAGCAGAGGAACGGUCACGCACUUGACCACAUUUCGUGACUUUUUGGUCGGUUUACCUCCUCUCACCCAGCCCUCUUUGCCCAAAGACUUUUUUUUUUCUUUCUUGUUGGCUUUUGGUUUUUAAACGCAACCAUUUUUUUGGGAACUAAACUGGGAUUUUCCCUCAUAUUAUGCACAUCAAUGGAUACCAGUGGCACAGUGGUUAGCAUGGGAAGUGAGGAGCAGUCCUUUCAUGUCCGCUACAGGAUGGAGGUGUCCUGCCUGGAGCUGGCGUUGGAGGGUGAGCGGCUCUGUAAGGUGGGCGACUACAGAGCAGGCGUGUCCUUCUUUGAAGCUGCCAUUCAGGUGGGCACGGAGGACCUGCAGGUGCUCAGUGCCAUCUACAGCCAGCUGGGCAAUGCCUACUUCCACCUGCAUGACUACGCUAAAGCGCUGGAGUUCCACCGCCAUGACCUCACCUUGACCAGGACGAUCGGUGACCUGCUUGGUGAAGCAAAAGCCAGUGGAAACCUUGGCAACACGUUAAAGGUGCUGGGGCGGUUUGACGAGGCUGUGGUUUGCUGUCAGAGACACUUGGACAUCGGCAGAGACAUUAAUGACAAGGUGGGUCAGGCUCGAGCUCUGUAUAACUUUGGGAACGUGUACCAUGCCAAAGGCAAAAGUAUCUGUUGGAGUGGAGCUGAGCCUGGAGAUUUCCCCGAGGACGUCAUGGCGGCACUGCGGAAGGCUGCAGAGUAUUAUGAAGCAAAUUUGGCCAUAGUGAAGGAACUCGGGGAUCGCGCUGCUCAGGGUCGGACCUACGGCAACCUCGGCAACACGUACUACCUUCUGGGAAACUUUCGCAAAGCUGUAGCUUCUCAUGAACAGCGCUUGCUCAUAGCUAAGGAGUUUGGCGACCGCUCUGCAGAGAGACGAGCUUACUGCAACCUCGGGAAUGCCUAUAUCUUUUUGGGGGAAUUUGAAGUGGCAGCUGAGCAUUACAAGAGGACGCUGCAGCUGGCGAGGCAGCUGAAGGAUCGAGCUGUGGAGGCCCAGGCCUGCUACAGUCUGGGCAACACCUAUACACUUCUCCAGGACUAUGAAAGAGCCAUAGACUACCACCUCAAACACCUCAUCAUAGCCCAGGACCUCAAUGACAGGAUUGGGGAGGGCCGUGCAUGCUGGAGUCUCGGAAAUGCUUACACUGCACUGGGGAACCAUGACCAAGCCAUGCACUUUGCUGAGAAACAUCUGGAGAUCUGCAAAGAGACCGGUGACAGGAGCGGAGAGCUGACGGCUCGUAUGAAUGUGUCUGAUCUCCAGACGGUUCUGGGCCUGAGUUACAGCACAAAUAACUCAACUCUUUCAGAGAAUAAGGAUGUAGACUACAACGUGCAUGGAGCGAGGCCCAGGAUGAGCAGAAGACAUAGCAUGGAGAACCUGGAGCUGAUGAAACUCACUCCAGACAAGAUGAAUGGUCAGAAGUGGAACAGUGACAUCCUGACGAAACAGUCCAAACCUUCCUUGGCAAAAACCUCUUCCAAGCUGUUCUUUGUCAGCCGUCUGCGUGGAAAGAAGUACAAGACUGGUGGUUCCAGUAAAGUCCUCCAGGACACCAGCAACACCCUGGACACCAGCCAGACACCCGCACAGGGACCACAGAAGCGACUCAGUCCUGACAUGCUCGGAGACGAGGGCUUCUUCGAUCUCCUGAGUCGUUUCCAGAGCAACCGUAUGGAUGACCAGCGUUGUUCAAUACAGGAUAAGGGAAGCAGGUUAUCAUUAAACAGCGGCCCGGAGUCACCACCCAGAUCCAUCAGGAAAUCUGUAUCAGAGUCUGCCAACGUCUCCGGUGCCCACGGCCGGCGGUUAGAGGAGUCAUCAGCAGCAGGGGGAAGCUUGCCCGGACUCAGGCUCAAUCAAAACAGCAACCAGGCCGUGCUCAGCCACCUGAUGGCCAAUGCUGACAAUGCUGAGCCUGACGACGACUUCUUCGAUAUGCUUGUCAAGUGCCAGGGGUCCCGUUUGGACGAUCAGCGCUGUGCGCCGCCCCCACCUCCGGUCCGAGGGCCGACUGUACCGGACGAGGACUUCUUCAGCCUCAUCAUGCGCUCUCAGGCCAAACGAAUGGACGAGCAACGUGUCACCCUGCCGUCUGCACCCAGACCAGGCUCCAGCUCCAACUGAAUCAAGCACUAAAGAGACAGCCAGGUUUUUUUUUUUUUUUUUUGUUUCUCAUCUCACGAGGGUGUGGACAGUGUCGGGACUGACCUGGCGUAUCUUUACGUUUGUCCUUUUGGAUGAAACAAAGCACUGACAGCAUCAUAUGUAGUACACAGUAUGGGACAUUUUCAAAUUAACAUGGACUUGUUUGGCACAACACAAAUUUUCAGCAGUAUCAGGGACUAAAGUGUUUUUUUUUAAUCUUCCCAUACUCCUACAGAUUUCAUUUCGCCCUUUGUGUAUUUUUCAAUACACAACUGCAGUUAUGUUUGUAUUUAUUGUACAUUUUAUGAUUGUUAUGAUUCUAUUAACUGCCGUCCCUCCACGCUGAAGUAAUUUGGUUUUACUCAUCAGAUAGUUUUACUCGCUGUCUGAGUCAGUGUGGACACACAGGUACAGCACUCUUUCCAUGUAUUCUUUGUUUUUUGUAUGUGAGGGUUUUUUGUUAAAUAGCUACAGAGGCCAGACUAAGAAAUUGUAUUUCAAGCAAAGUAUUUGAUAAAAAGAAUGAAUUUAACCCGUCUGUACAGCCCCGUAAGCUUGUUUUUACUAAAUGAUUUAAUGACGUCCGAGGAAUAAAAGCCCCGUCCAUGUAGGCAUCUUAUUUUGACUUUUGAAA
Molecule: messenger RNA, 3194 nt
Organism: Plectropomus leopardus (leopard coralgrouper)
Lineage: Eukaryota; Metazoa; Chordata; Actinopteri; Perciformes; Serranidae
Gene: gpsm2
Product: G protein signaling modulator 2
Biological process (GO): establishment of mitotic spindle orientation
Cellular component (GO): cell cortex
Molecular function (GO): GDP-dissociation inhibitor activity; G-protein alpha-subunit binding
Source: RefSeq, a predicted model, not a curated record